Nestor notabilis (Kea) is the source of this 1083-nucleotide messenger RNA. It is a transcript of the gene EXOG, whose product is annotated as endo/exonuclease (5'-3'), endonuclease G-like. Gene Ontology annotation, cellular component: mitochondrial inner membrane; nucleus. Gene Ontology annotation, molecular function: nucleic acid binding; RNA endonuclease activity; single-stranded DNA endonuclease activity. NCBI's taxonomy places the organism in Eukaryota, Metazoa, Chordata, Aves, Psittaciformes, Psittacidae. The annotation marks the transcript as partial. The transcript has 5 exons. The record is from RefSeq and is a predicted model, not a curated record. Gene Ontology annotation, biological process: apoptotic DNA fragmentation.
AACCAGUAGAAGAGUCUUUACUGGAAAUGUAUGGAUUCCCUGAAGCUGGAACAGAGACCAGAUGUUACACAAAUCAUGCACUGUCUUAUGACCAGGCAAAACGGGUGCCUAGAUGGGUGAUUGAACAUAUUUCAAAACAGAAGAUGCUGGGCAGUGCAGACCGAAAGCACUGUAAAUUCAGACCAGAUCCUAACAUCCCGCUAAUGUUUAGUGCUGUCAAUGAAGACUACCUUGGGAGCGGAUGGUCACGAGGACAUAUGGCACCAGCGGGAAAUAACAAAUUUUCAACAAGGGCUAUGGCCGAAACGUUUUAUCUGUCUAACAUAGUGCCUCAGAAUUAUGAAAAUAAUGCUGGAUUUUGGAACAGAAUGGAAAUGUACUGUCGGGAAUUGACGGAGAGAUUUGAGGAUGUUUGGGUAGUUUCUGGACCUCUGACCUUGCCUCAAACAAAUGUUGAUGGAAAGAAGAGUGUUACUUACCAGGUAAUCGGGAAGGAUGAUGUGGCUGUGCCAUCCCACCUAUACAAGGUGAUCCUUGCCAGACGGAGCAGAACAUCUACAGAGCCCUUGGUACUGGGGGCUUUUGUAGUGCCAAAUGAUCCCAUAGGCUUCAGUCACCAGCUGCCUGAAUUCCAAGUAAAUAUUGAAGAUCUGGAAAAAAUGUCAGGUUUAGUUUUCUUCCCCCAGGUGGACAAAACCAGAGAUGUUAAAAAUAUCUGUGAGGUGGAUACCUGUAAACUAAUGGGCUUCAAGGAAUUUACAUUGUACAUCACUGCUAGAAAAGUACAGAGUGCCCGUACAUUGCACCGGUUGGAGAAAGUCAUGUCAGAGUUAAGGGAGGCAGGAAUUGAGCCUGAUGAGUAUCUUCUAAAGCUUCUCAAGAAGAAGGAAGAAGAACUACUGCAGGAAAAACAAGUCACAGCUAGAGAGGGGAAAACUGGCUGAGUACUUUUUCAAGAAGAUGUUUGGGGUUUUAUACUUUGAAAGGGCAGCUGAAGGCAAACACAGAGACAAGGGCUCUAUGAAUUAUCCUUUUUUGAGUUGUGGAAACAAUAAAGAAACAUUUGGAAGAUGGUGGGUUUGG